This is a messenger RNA of Branchiostoma belcheri (Belcher's lancelet), 2133 nucleotides long. RefSeq lists its product as uncharacterized. The record is from RefSeq and is a predicted model, not a curated record. The transcript has 6 exons. Gene Ontology annotation, molecular function: nucleic acid binding; zinc ion binding. The coding region runs from base 405 to 1427 and encodes 340 amino acids. NCBI's taxonomy places the organism in Eukaryota, Metazoa, Chordata, Leptocardii, Amphioxiformes, Branchiostomatidae.
CAGGUACAAUGCAUUCUGGGAAUGGGAAAAUGAUACCGCGAACCAGAUUUGAACUUUGACCCGGAAAAGACGAACAAGUGCGGAACUGAAUGCCCCUGCCCGGGCGGGCCUGGGCUUGUUCCAACACGCCCGGGGCUGAUUCAUCUUCGCGGUUUUGUUCUCAGAACGCUCAGAACCGCUAGAUCAGCGCACACGCCGGACGUCUACACUCAAGCUCUCAUACAACCGGGCACAUGCUUCAAGUAGCGCCGGAUUGCAGCAAUAUUCUCAGUGUUAUCCAACUACCAGUGCCCGUUCACUUUCCUGCCAAGGAAUUUUCGGCGUUUUGACGUUAUCCGGACAUUAUACCUACAAGUUUUUAAGCUACACGUCAUUGGAACAGCUCCUGGGGUCAAGGAAGAACGAUGUCCACGCAAGGGCCUGAACUUGAGGAGUCUCUUGGGAGCUUGCAGAUAGGAGAGGAUGAUGAAGAGUCAGAGGAUUCUUCUGAUGAAGGAUCGGAGGAUUCCUCUGAUGAAGAGGCAAAGCUCCCGGAUUCGCCUUGGCGCGGGCUCUACUAUGGUGACGACAUCAAAAGAAUGAUAUCUCACACUCUCAAGGGUUGGUGCAGCCACGACCCCAAACCAAAGAUAUACAUCGUCACUCCUUUCAUUGACGAGGAAGGACUGAAAAUGGUGAAACGUGCCAUUGGAAGCCACCAGAUGGCUUUGUACACCCGUGAGGAGCAGAAACAGUACAAUAAGAUUAUUAAACUGAAAACUAUAAUGACUGGAAUCGUGUCGAGAGAGAAUUUCGCUCAGCUGAGGGUUGGCAUUCAUGAGAUAGAAGACCAGAAGCACUACUACCACUGCAAGUUCGUCGCUGCCGAGUUUCCAGAUCGUGUGGAGAUUCUGAUGACCAGCGCCAACUUAACAUCAACACACUUCAUGCGUGAGCAGAUAGAUUCAGUACAGCAGUACGACGUUACACCUGAGGACUUUGAAGAGAUUUACUUGCAGAAAUUGAAGAAGCACUCACAUGAUUAUGAGUGGGCAAGUACCGAAACGGCGUCUGGUGAGGACAAACGAGAACAGCAGAAGAAACGUGCACCCUACGCUCCUACAAGACAGGGAGAAUGUUACAGCUGUGGGGAACAUGGCCACUACGUCAAGGAAUGCCCUAAAGCAGAUUGUAACCGCGGUGGAGAGAAAGUCCAGUUGGAGAACCAACAGAAUGGUGCGCCUCCCAGUCCGCAACAGAGCAGAAUGCCUUACCGUUCUUAUCAGAACAGGAUGCCGUCUCGUGCUCCACUGAACUGGAGGCCUUCCCAGGGGCCCGUGUUAAACAGGCACACAGUAGGCCGAUGGCCCCCACCCAACCACUCCGAUCAAAAGGUGGGACCGUCUCAACCGACGAAACCAGGAGCGGUACCCGCACGCGUACCCUAACCAACACUGCCGUCGAGAUCCAAAAACUUUCGAUUCCCCGUUUCCACCACCCUUUGCUGAGCUGGGCGACCCAUAUAUGAACUGUUGUCCGCAAGAAAUGAACGGACGCCUGCCGUGGCCGCAACGCGAGACGUCUGGCGGGCACGACCAAGCCCGGGGUCCACACUACUACCAUCCAGAGUACUGCUCUCCAAUGUAAAGAGAAGCGCUUGCUAGAAACUUUUCUGAUAAAACCUCUGCAAACAUUUUCGGCAAAAGGUUGAUAACUUACUGUGUAUACUAAACGGAAAGAUACUGUGUAACUGUGCUACCAACCGAAUGAUGCACUUUUAAUAUGUGUUAAGUCCACCUUUUGACAGAAUUGCCUGAUCUGUAUGAUGUCCUUUAGUCCCAGUUAAUUGUCAUGCUCGCCAAAGAAACCAAAUUCACGACUUUUAAUACACAAUUUUAGCAUGUAUAGCAAUCGUCGAGCCAUGGCUAAGCUAAGAAUCAGUGCCGGCCUACGGUAGCUGUUGCAAAUGGCCCCUAUUUAAGAUAUACAACUGGACUCCUUCGAACGACAGACUCUGUACACUUUGUAACUCCAACCGAGUAGAAAAUCAAUGUUUAACGUUAGAGUGUGUACAUUACAAUGUAUACAAUGUGUAUUGCUGAAUAGAGUGCCUUUCAUAGGUCAUGUUUGAACCCUUCGAUGUGUCUGUCAUUC